Molecule: messenger RNA, 621 nt
Organism: Parascedosporium putredinis
Lineage: Eukaryota; Fungi; Ascomycota; Sordariomycetes; Microascales; Microascaceae
Source: the annotation of a GenBank genome assembly
AUGCGAAGGAUCGAGACAACAAAUCUCACCAACCGGCCGGGCUUCGGGCAACAACCUUGCAGCUCGUCGGGUAAACCACCCGUCAUGUCUAAGUCGGAGAAGUUAACAGCAACAGACUCUCCAACAAGGGAGUCUGACAUGGAAACUAUCCCCGUGGGCACAGCCCAGGUUGAGAAGAGGUUCAACUUUUGGACCGCAUUCAGCGUUGCCGUCUGUACCUCCGGAGCAUGGGAAGGAUGGACUGCCUCCAUUGCUCAAGGAAUCUCCGGUGGUGGCUCCGUCGGCCUCGUCUGGGGCUGGGUCUUCGUCUCGGUUGGAAUUGUAUGCAUGGCUUGCGCUCUGGCCGAAUUCGUAAGCAUGUGGCCGUCUUCCGGAGGACAAUACGUCUGGUCUGCCAACCUCGCCUCGCCUAAGCACUCGCGUUUUCUGAGUUGGGUUACUGCCUGGUGCGGGCUUGCGGGGACCUGGCUAGCAGCCUUGUCUUGUGGAAUGGGUAUUGCAGUCCAGACCCAGUCGUACGUCAUGGUAAACCGAGACUACGAGCCCAAGACCUGGCACGCAUUUGUGGUAAUGUCCCCUUUAAUACAUGGCCCUUUAGGAACAUGCUUCAUCAUGUACUAA